Molecule: messenger RNA, 945 nt
Organism: Lodderomyces jiufengensis
Lineage: Eukaryota; Fungi; Ascomycota; Pichiomycetes; Serinales; Debaryomycetaceae
Exons: 1
Coding region: 1-945 (314 amino acids)
Molecular function (GO): S-adenosylmethionine-dependent methyltransferase activity
Source: RefSeq, a predicted model, not a curated record
AUGUCAAAGACUGCUAAUAAUACUGCCGUCAAUUCAUUCAACUCGAAUCAUUCUUUGUAUGAUCAAUUCAGACCAUCAUUUACUCCAAUUCUAGUAAAUCCAUUUUUAGUAGAAUUAGGCUUAGCUGACCAAAAAGGAGACAAAUUUACUUUCAAAACAGAUAAAAAAAUAGUAGAAAUAGCAUGUGGGACUGGUAAAUUUACCAAAAAUUUAAUUGAUAACGGAUGGAUAUCAAAUUUAACAGUUGUUGAACCAUCAAAAGGAAUGUUGGAAACUUUUCAAAAAAAUUUCCCACAAAUUGAAAAUGUUAUUAAUGCAUCAAGUUAUAAGAUUCCCUUGGAAGAUAAUUCAGUAGAUGCUGUUCUUAUAGCUCAGGGUUUCCAUUGGUUUGCUGAUGAUGAAAGUUUGAAAGAAAUUAAUAGAAUUUUGAAAAAAGGUGCAAAAUUAGGAUUAAUUUGGAAUUUUGAUUAUAGUUCUCCUUCGCAAGAUUCCAACGCUGAAGAUAGUAAGUUUUAUAAUGAUGGUAGUAGAUAUUUCAACAACUUAGACCAAAAGGGUAAUAAUCAAAGAGUAUUUGAAAACUUUUUUGGUAAUCAAAAAUGGAAUGAAGAAGUUACUAAAUAUAUUUGGGGAUUUGAUGUAAAUGUACCUCAAUAUAGACAUGGUAAAUGGAGACAAGUUCUACUCAACAAUAACUACUUCAAAAAAGAUAUUCUGGAUCUGUUUGCAUUAUAUGAUAAAUUAACUAGUAAAGAGGAUGUAUGGAAGUAUUGGGAAACAAGGAGUUACAUAACUGAUUUAUCAAUUGACAAAAAAGAAAAAAUUAAAGAACAUGUAGAGACAAUUAUCGAUACAUAUGCUAAUCCAGAUAGUUAUGAUCCAGAGACCAAAUUAUUGAUAAAACCAAUGGUUCUUCAUGCAGUCGUUGUUACUGUUAAUAAAUGA